This is a messenger RNA of Cadophora gregata, 2794 nucleotides long. RefSeq lists its product as uncharacterized. Bases 916 to 2343 code for a protein of 475 amino acids. Gene Ontology annotation, cellular component: mitochondrion. Lineage: Eukaryota; Fungi; Ascomycota; Leotiomycetes; Helotiales; Ploettnerulaceae. The transcript has 4 exons. The record is from RefSeq and is a predicted model, not a curated record.
GCAAAAGGGUAUGCCUCGAAGUACACGAAGUUAGUUUUGGAGCUCUUGGUAUUAUUCCGAUCCUCCGGGUAGCAAAUCCGCCUGAUUUGAACCCACCCGAAACGAUAUGGGAUCUAAUGAAGGAUCAAAUAUAAAUUCACUAUCCAGACGUCCAUAAGUCGUAUAAGCGCCUUCGAGAAGCAGUGUAAGAAGCGUGGGAACCAAAUAAUUACAAUUGAGACAAUCCGCAUUGAUGUGAUUGUUGCUGGAGUAUGCUGUACAGAUACUAGGUAGAAUCAACAUACCCUUGCCUUUGCAAGUUAUUUCGGCCGUGUGCCAAACGCCCGCCCGUGCCUCAAUCGACCGCUUAUUCCUCGACCCCUAAGUAAAGACAGGAUAUAGGUAUGGAAGACCUGGGCGUUAAACAGCAACCCUUUAAUCCACAUGAUCUCACUCCAUGUAUCAACAGUUCCCAGAUAUAGCUUCCCCGAGUUCUCUCGAGUAAUGUUGAGGUCUAUUUGUUGCCAGCAUAUCCCUCGUCGGGUUUUUGCUUGCGCCUCCCCAACGCGGCUCCACUUUACGGGUUGUCGGCCGUCUCUGAAGCUGGAGCCUUUCCGAUGCAGGGUGUCGUUCGCGAUUCGAGCUGUAAGAGAAGAUGGAUCUGUUGAGGAUAUUCCAGAGGCGGACAUUUUCCGAUAUACAAGGCAUCGCUGGGUGUAGGAUGGCCGCAAUUAGAGCUGAUCAUGACUGCUAACGUCUCAGAUAUAAUGAAGCAUACAACCUAUCCCAGAGAUAUCUCAAAUUCGAUCUACAGGAGCUUGUACAGGUCGCAGUCAAAGCUGCUGCUGCUAAUCGAUGUAUAACCCUUCUCAUCAAAUCACAUGAUGAACGCUGAUCAAGUCUCAAGGUACAGAAGUGCUGAAAUGCAAGGAAGGCAUGAACAAUAAGGCGUUUCUGCUGACUAUGGAUAAUGGUUCAGUAAUAUUUGCAAAGUUGCCACAUGCUUGCGCAGGGCCUGCCUACUAUACGACUGCCUCAGAAGUUGCUACCCGUACUUUUCUACGCGAAGUAUUGGAUAUCCCAAAUCCCCCUAUAAUUGCCUGGUGUUCCCAGAAAUCGAACCCUGUAGGUGCGGAGUACAUACUGGAAGAGAGGGUCAAAGGUCAGCCUCUAUGGUCACUGUGGCAGGACUGGAAGACUUUCUCGUUCGAGGAUCGUUUUAGCAUCAUACGGCAGGUUGUUCAAAUCGAACGGAAGCUUGCGGAUGCACGUUUUGAGCAGUGCGGCUGCAUCUACUUCAAAGAGGACCCUCCUCAUGGUAGUCAUAUCACAAUGGCAGGCAUAGAAUCGCCUUUGACCCUAGAACGAUUUAGGAUGGGCCCGUUGGUGACUAUCGAUCAGUGGCAGGGACAGAAGACUAGUAUGAGCUUGAACAGAGGGCCGUUCCAAGGCGCCCUCGACUUCAUCAGACAAAGAGCCAUCAACGAGAAAAGUUAUGUUGAAAAGCAUGCUAUGCCGCGAUUGAAUUAUGCUCGUUCAUCGAUAGAGCUUGAGCAGCCCGAGGAAAUGUUAGGGCUGUUAGACAAAUAUCUCAAGCUUACUCCAGCUAUGCUGCCUCCCGCCACUCCUGAUCACAUAGAUGCCGCUACGCUCUGGCAUCCCGACCUCCACCUCGACAAUCUUUUAAUCGACGCUAGUACUCUACAGAUCGCUAGCGUGAUAGACUGGCAAGCAACUCUCGCAACUCCUUUUUACUACCAAUGCGGCGUGCCAAAGAUGGUGUGCCACCGUGAACCCGUCUCCCUCGAUCUCUCUACGUUUCCAAAGCUACCUGAUAACUUUAAUGAUCUUGAUGAGGAUGGAAAGAAAUACGCGCAGAACAUGCACAAGAGCGAGCAUCUGCAUCAGUACUACCUCCGAAUCACAAAGAGGGACAACCCUAAGCACUGGACUGCGUUGCAGCUUCAAAAUGACGUACGAGUCCAACCUAUAAGGAUCGUGCAGCAAGUAUGGGACGAUAAUACGGUAUUUUUUCUACGGAGAGCGCUGUUACGGAUUAUGGCAAACUGGGAAUCGCUCUGCCCUGGUGCUGGGCCAUGUCCUGUCAACACUGAGGAGGAGGCGUCUGCUUUCGAUAGUGAGCUGGAGAAUAGAGAGUUCGUCUCCGAUGUCCUGAACCUGAUGCAGAAGAACUAUGGACUGCCCCCGGACGGUACAGUUUUUCCGAGUAAGUAUGAUGAGGUACAAGCCGAAUUGGAGCGGUUGAGGACUUGUGGCCUCGAAGCUGCAGAUAAUGACCAGGAGAGGUUAUGUGUCGAGAAACUCUGGCCGUACCAAGAUAAUGUGGACAAAGCAGCACUUUGAACGGAGUAGUUGGCCUUCUGUUUGAUAGCACCCAUCAAAUGCGGACCACCCUCGUGCCGUGUCUUCAGACGGGUUCCGCGCAGCUUUUUGUGAGCUAUCCAGAUCAGAUCAGAUCAGGGUUACAUCCAGGUUCCACCCAGCCGCCCUCUCAUUACUGCUGGCUUUCAAGCACCAUACCAUGGCCUUGACCCAGCGAGUCAUAGACCCAUGCGAUAUUGGUUUUGUCGCUUGUGCUGUGAGAUGUGAUAAGCUUUCUUCUUGGCCAUCUCAGCGCAAAGCUAAUUCACUUCCAUUCAUUUGCUACGUUCCCUCAUAAGCACCCAUGUUGAUACACUCUGUUCGUAAAAGAUGAGCCUGUCUAGACCAGAAAAUGACUGUAAUUAGCAAAAUCUUUUCCAACCUGCUUGCCGCCUGCCCCCGAGACACUUAGCGAGGCGAGCUACAAGAACAU